Messenger RNA from Schistocerca piceifrons (Central American locust), 800 nucleotides. RefSeq lists its product as uncharacterized. NCBI's taxonomy places the organism in Eukaryota, Metazoa, Arthropoda, Insecta, Orthoptera, Acrididae. The record is from RefSeq and is a predicted model, not a curated record. The transcript is spliced from 2 exons. The coding region runs from base 364 to 732 and encodes 122 amino acids.
CCUCUCCCCCUCUCCCCCUCUCCCACUCUCCCUGUGUGUGUGUGUGUGUGUGUGUGUGUGUGUGUGUGUGCGUGCACUCAAGCAUGCAUGCAUAUGUUUGUAUAUAUAUCAUAUACUUCGUGUUAUGGCUCUUGUUCUCCAAUUUCAAUUCUUGUGUCACAUUUAUGUAAUACAUUUAUGUAAUGCAAUAAAUGUAAAUUGAUGUAAUAAACGUUGGAAUGCAUUGCAAAAUGCAUUUUACAGUAUACAUUAAAAGUUGAUACGAAUGACUGAGAAAUAAAUGUAGCUUAUCAAAUAGCAUAUUCAGAAAAAGAAAGUCAGAAAAUGUAUGGUAUUAAUGGUUAAUCAUAAAAUACUUUCACAAUGUUCCUGAUGUGUAGCAAACAUGUUCAUGAGGAAAGGGAGACAUGUGGUGGCAUAGCCAACAAUGAUUUUGCAGGAUAUUUUGACAGCGGCAGUGACAGUGGUAGCAAUGUUUUACCUCCUGUACGAAAACGGUGUAAGUGGCUCGUGACUGAAGAUGAUACUGACGAAGAAGAGCAAACCUACCAGCAACAAUCUGAGUCGUGGAUGCGGCAAACGGAAAACAAUGAACCAACAAUCUGGACAUAUAUGGAACUUUGCGGAAUAAAGGAAGCAGCUUUACAGCAUAAGCUGUUUGUGAGAGACACUUUUGGAGGCUGUCAGACAAGAAAUGUAUACAUCUUCAAUGUAAAUCCAAAUUGCUCAUAAUACAAAUCAAGAAAAGUGAUAUACGCCAUGUUUUAUUUAAAAAAUUAGUACAUCAGCAACUUCUAACA